Messenger RNA from Diabrotica virgifera virgifera (western corn rootworm), 1750 nucleotides. Its product is annotated as cytochrome P450 9e2-like. The record is from RefSeq and is a predicted model, not a curated record. Gene Ontology annotation, molecular function: iron ion binding; monooxygenase activity; heme binding. Lineage: Eukaryota; Metazoa; Arthropoda; Insecta; Coleoptera; Chrysomelidae. The transcript has 6 exons. The coding region runs from base 92 to 1669 and encodes 525 amino acids.
UGUGUUUAGUUUUAGUAAGUAUUUUGCAAUGCACUAAGACACUUGACUUGCGUAUUAUAAAAAAUAAAAUAAAAGUAGGUAUUUGAGGAAAAUGUUAUUGAUAUUACUACUACUCGUUGCUCUCUGUGCAGCAGUGUAUUACUAUGUAUUUGUGCCUCUAACGUUUUGGAGGAAAAAUGAAGUAAAGCAGAAAGGUUUGUUUGCUUCUUUUCUGGAUACUUUCGUGUUUUUGAAAAAGAAAAGUGUGGCCGAUCUGGUAACAACUUGGUACGGGGAGUUUCCGAACACUAGGUAUAGUGGCAUUUACCAGUUUGGAAAUCCAGUUCUAAUUUUGAGAGACCCAGAUUUAAUCAAACAAAUUUGGAUUAAAGAUUUUGAGCAUUUUACUGAUCGUAGGACAUAUAUUCCCGAAGAUCUUGAUCCUUUAUUUGGAAAAAGUAUCUUUUCUUUAAAAGGCGAACGAUGGAAGAACAUGAGAUCCAUUGUAAGCCCCACAUUCACCAGCAGCAAGAUGAAAUACAUGUUUGUUUUAAUAAAGGAAUGCUGUGACAAUUUCACAAACUACUUUUUGAAGCAAGGUUCUCACAUUCAAGAAGUACAAUUCAAAGACGCAUCCGGUCGAUUUUGUACUGACGUUAUAGCUUCCAUAGCGUUCGGUAUUAACUUAGACUCUCUAGACCAAAAGGACAACGAAUUUUAUGCCAUGGUCAGUAGGGUUUCUAAUCUUAACAAAUUUAGUAAACUUAUCAGAUUCAUGGGAUUUUUGUUGGCUCCGAAGUUAUACAGAUUUCUUGGCUUAAAACUCUCCGACAAAGAAGAAACUUCAUUUUUUGUAAACCUUGUCAAUGAUUCCAUCAAGCAAAGGGAAGAGAAAGGUAUCGUUCGACCAGACACAAUACAAUUGCUGUUAGAAACUAGGAAAAAUGAAAAACCUGAGGAAGACGCAACGACUGAAGAUACAGGAUUUGCUGCAAUGGAGGAGGUUAAAAUUGUAAGGGAAAAACUGAAUAUAAAGUUGACCGACGAGGACAUACAAGCUCAAUCGUUUCUCUUCUUCUUCGCUGGAUAUGAAUCAGUUUCAACCAUGAUGUGCUGCAUGGCUCAUGAGUUAGCUGUUAACACAGAUAUUCAAGACAGGCUUAGAAAAGAAAUUGUUGAAACUGAUAAAAACUGUAGCGGAAAAUUGACAUAUGAUAGUCUCGUCCGUAUGAAGUACCUCGAUAUGGUCACAUCAGAAGUUCUUCGAAAAUGGCCUGCGCAAGCUGGUGCCGAACGUGUAUGCACAAAACCUUACAUCAUCGAACCAUCCACGCCUGAAGAAACUCCUCUACACCUUGAAAAAGGCCACGUAGUGGUAAUCCCCACGUUCGGCAUGCACCGUGAUCCCGAUUUGUUCCCAAAUCCAGACCGUUUCGAUCCAGAGCGAUUCAACGACGAGAACAAACACAAAAUUAUACCUGGUAGUUACACCCCUUUCGGGAUGGGACCUAGAGGGUGUAUAGCCUCGAGAUUGGCCAUUUUAGAAACGAAAAUAUUCUUCUACAGUGUGCUUUUGAGGUUGAAAAUUGUGCCUGUGGAAAAGACCUGUAUACCCUUGAAACUGACGAAGAGUCCGGCACUUAUUGGAGUAGAAGAUGGAUGUUGGUUAGGAUUGAAACGCAUUGAAUAAUCAAUAAAAUAUAAGACAAGUGUUUAAUUUUUGUUUUAAGAUUGUUGUAGAGGUUUGUAAAUAAUAAACUGUAAUUUAUAA